AUGGGGAGAAGAAAUGGUGAGAACUGUAGCACCAACCUGCGUGUGUCAAACAUUUCUCAUGAGAACUUAUCUCACUGGAAUUUGGAUUCAGAAGUACCAGUUUCUGAAAAUAAAAACCUCCCACCUGGACGAGAUAGUGCAGCAGGUGGCAAAAUUAACAAGAUCCAUUUAGAAAUUCCAAUAAAGUAACUGAUUCUGGAACUUAAUUUGUCAGAGCUUGUUCACAAGACAAGUGGGACUCAGAAUAGUAAACAAGGGAUAUUUCAGUUAUGGAGUUAUCCUCUUACUGAAGGAAGUACUAUGGAGAACAAGGAAUUCAAAAAAUCUUCACUGGAAACUGGCUUAAAGGUAACCAGUAAUCCUGUAAGGGUUUUUACUUUGAACCACUCAUUGACAAGUGCUUCAACUGAUAAGCAAGCUGGUCCUGAUCUUGGAUUGCCAGUUUCAUUAGGUCUCUGCUGGCCCUAUGCUGAUGGAGACUUUAAGAACAGAAAUGAGCUUCAUAUUAAUUCAUGUUCAACUACAGAAAACAACAAUGGUGAAACUUUAUCUGCUCCAAAUUGGAAUUUGAAAUAUGGAAACAGUAGUGUGGAAGAAAAUUUAACAGAUGAAAGUGAUUUAUCAGAAAAUGAGAAAGCAAGUGAUACUUUACUUAGCUAUUUUAAGAAGAUGGACCUGAACUUAAAGCCAGAAACAAUAGAAAACGUUGAAGAAUCUUUCACUGAGGAACCCAAUGAAGUAUUUCCAUACCCUGAUUUUCUCCCUCCUCCUUUAAAUUCUCUGGACUUGCACAAGUUAGCCCUCUCAAAAUCUGAAAAUUGGAAAGCGACAGUGGAACCUCCAGAAAACUCUAUUGAAAACUUGAUAACUCGUUUACUGGAACUAGAAAGAUUACAACAUAUGACUAUACAAAAAGAGAGGCCAAGAUUACAAUCUACUUUCUGUGCUCCAGCAGUUACUGAACGACCCUCUUCCUCCAAGACUAUAUCAAAAGUGAGACAGCCAAAACUUUCCGACUCUUUGAGUCUUCAGACGGCUUGUAUAGACAAAAGUCGAGAAAAAAGAAAAAAUUCUGGUUCUUGCAAGCUGGAACAAAAUACUUUAAAAUGGAAUUGGAGCAAUGCUGCCAAAUAUAAAUGGGAUUCUAGACCACCAUCUCUAAAAAGUUCAUCCACAACAAAACAACUGAUUGCAACUUACGAUGAUUUUAAGAAUCCCAAAAGUUCCAUUUUAAGUCCAUGUCAAGAACUCUCAUCCAAGCCUACUACUGCCCAAACAACUCAAUCACUAGUUAAAAUGGUCUCAACAAGAUGUCUGCCACCGAGGUCUCCAAUACCAGUUUCACCUGUACCUCUAUCCUUUCCUGACAGUCUAAAGGAAGAAAUUAAAGGACCAAGGACCAAAAAGAAACUCUACCGAAAAAAUAUAGUGUUGAAUAGACCAUUCUAUAUUCAGAAGUUAAACUGUUUGUCACCUUCAUUUAUUACUAAGGAUAAGUACUCACCCAUUGACCAAAAAUAAC
Messenger RNA from Otolemur garnettii (small-eared galago), 1522 nucleotides. RefSeq names its product family with sequence similarity 217 member A (gene FAM217A). The record is from RefSeq and is a predicted model, not a curated record. The transcript has 6 exons. Lineage: Eukaryota; Metazoa; Chordata; Mammalia; Primates; Galagidae.